Messenger RNA from Plectropomus leopardus (leopard coralgrouper), 8908 nucleotides. The record is from RefSeq and is a predicted model, not a curated record. NCBI's taxonomy places the organism in Eukaryota, Metazoa, Chordata, Actinopteri, Perciformes, Serranidae.
GUUUAGUGUGCAGAGGGUGCGGACGCAGAGCAGCAGACCUGAUCAUCAGUCUCUCUGGGCUUCCUGUCCUCCUGCUGAAGGUCCUUUGAGCCGGACGCUGAACCUGUUCCAGGAAGAAACCUGAGAGCCAUUCCAGCAUGGAGGGGAAGCUGGGUCUUCUCUGCAGCCUCGUCAUGGCGGCGUGUUUCUACGGCGUCGCUGCUCAGAGGACAGUCUGCACUCAAGAGGCGGUAGCCGACAUCGUCUUCAUGGUCGACGGGUCGUGGAGCAUCGGCACCAACAACUUCGAGCAGAUCCGUCAGUUUCUGUACACGCUGGUCAACAGCUUCGACGUCGGGCCCGAGCACGUCCGCAUCGGGCUGAUCCAGUACAGCACCACUCCACGCACCGAGUUCCUGCUCAACACCUACCAGAACAAGAAGGACAUCCUCGAGUACAUCACCGCCUUGCCCUACAUGGGGGGCGGCACCCAGACGGGGCAGGGCUUGGACUUCAUGCUGAACGAGCACUUUGUGGAGGCGGCCGGUAGCCGAGGCCAGAAUGUGCCGCAGAUCGCCGUGGUGAUCACCGACGGCAAAUCACAAGACAACGUGGAGUCCCACGCCCAGGACCUGAAGAGAAAGGGGAUUGUUUUGUACGCGAUUGGUAUCAAAGAUGCAGACGAGGAGCAGCUGAAGGAGAUAGCCAACGAGCCGCACAGUCAGCACGUCUACAGCGUGUCUGAUUUCUCAGCGCUGCAGGGAAUUUCUCAGAGCAUCGUGCAGACGCUUUGCACAACUGUAGAGGAAGUCAAACGUCAACUCCUGCAACUGUCUCAAGAGUGUGCCAAAGCCACCAGGGCCGACAUCGUCUUCCUGAUCGACAGCUCCUCCAGCAUCGGCAUCAGUAACUUUCAGGAGAUCCGUCAGUUCCUCCGAACCGUCGUCGCAGGCCUCGACAUCGGCCCCGACAAGGUUCGGAUCGGCUUGGCUCAGUACAGUGACGAACCUUACCAGGAGUUCCUGCUGAACGAACACAUGGAUAAGAACUCCCUGCUGGCUGCUGUGGACACAUUCCCCUACCGAACAGGAGGCACCGAAACAGGCGAGGCCAUCGAGUUCAUCCGGACGCAGUACUUCAAAGAGGACGCCGGAAGCCGAGCCAACGAACGGGUGCCUCAAGUCGCAGUGGUCAUCACAGAUGGAGACUCCACGGACGAUGUGGUACAGCCCGCUCAGCGCCUGAGGCAGCACGGCGUCAUCGUGUUUGGAAUUGGAGUGGGAGGAGCCAACCUGAAGGAGCUCCAGUCCAUCGCCAACCGGCCUCCAGAUCGCUUCCUGUUCCCCAUCGAUAGCUACCAGGCCCUGCAGAGGCUGACGGACAAUCUGCUGCAAACCGUUUGUGUGUCCGUGGAGGAUCAGAGGCAAGCCUUGGCAGAAAGGUUUGCAGACAUCUUCUUCCUGGUGGACAGCGGCGUGUCCACACAAGAGUUCAGCCAGAUCAAGACCGUCCUCAUCAGACUCGCCAAUCAACUUAACGUCGGAGCGUCCGCCUACCGUCUGGGCUGGGCUCAGUACGGUCAAGACGUCAGAGAGGAAUCUCUUCUAAAUGCUCACCAAACCAGAGAGGAGACCGUGAACGCCAUUAAACGUUUCCGCCACAGGAAACUGCAAACUAACGAGGCUCGGAAUCUGGGCGGCGCACUGCGGUACGCCACCACUCACUUUUUUACCAGUGAGGCAGGAAGCCGGGCGGACCAGGGCUACCGACAGUACCUGGUUGUUGUAAGUGGCAAAGACUCAGAUGAUGACGUGCACAAGGAGUCCCGUCAGAUCAAGUCGUCAGGGGUGACCGUGGUGGGGAUAACUCUCGGUGCGUCCAUGCAGGAGAUGCGUCUCAUAGCCACGGGGUCGUACAUUUACCAGACCACCACCAAUGUUGUACCGUCACUGAAGGCUAUCUUUGAAAAACAGGAGGUAGAGGCCACUCUUUCUGGAGAUUGCAAAGCAGCCAAACUGGCCGACAUCGUGUUCAUCGUUGACGAGUCAGGAAGCAUCGGAACCCCCAACUUCCAGCUGGUGCGCGCUUUCCUGCACUCAGUUGUGAGCGGCCUGGAAGUCAGUCAAAGUAGAGUCCGAAUCGGUAUCGUGAUGUAUAAUACCAGAGCCAAAGCACAGGUCUACCUCGACACCUUCAAUGACAAGGACGAGCUGUUAAAGUUCAUAAAAAUCCUGCCUUAUCACGGAGGCGGCACAAACACCGGAGCGGCGCUAACGUACGCCCUGGAGAGAGUUUUUAUCUCGCAGAGAGGAAGCAGGAAAGCGAAGGGCGUCCAGCAGGUAGCUGUGGUGAUCACAGACGGUGAAUCCCAGGACAACGUGAGCACACCAGCAGCUAAUCUUCGUCGAGCCGGCAUCACUGUUUACGCAGUUGGAGUCAAAAACGCAAACGAGGCCGAGCUGGUAGAGAUGGCGUCUUAUCCUCCCCAUAAGCACAAGUUCAUUGUGGACAGUUUUACCAAGCUGAAAUCGCUGGAGUCGAGCCUGCAGAAAAUCCUGUGUCAGAACAUCCUUCGACAAGCAGUCUCAGUCAGCACAAGAAGAACCGGCAUCAAAGAAGGCUGCUUACAAAAAGAUGAAGCAGAUAUCUUCUUCCUGAUUGAUCAUUCGGGAAGCAUAUACCCCUCCGACUUCAAAGACAUGAAGAAGUUCAUUACUGAGUUUCUGCACACCUUCCGUAUUGGGCCACAACAUGUCCGCAUGGGGGUCGCGAAAUACGCAGAUUCUCCAAACUUAGAAUUUGAUCUGACAACCUACUCAGAUGCCAAGACGCUGGAGAAAGCCAUAGAGGGUAUUAGACAAAUCGGAGGUGGGACGGAGACAGGAAGGGCCCUGGAUUUCAUGGGUCCACAUUUUGAUCGAGCAAUGGCCACUCGUGGUCACAAAGUCCCGGAGUACCUGGUGGUCAUCACUGACGGAAAAUCCACCGACGAGGUCAAGGCUCCAGCAGAAAAACUGAGGUCGCAGGGUGUCAUCAUCUAUUCCAUCGGGGUGAAAAGUGCAGAUGUAUCUGAGCUGCGAGAGAUUUCGGGCGACCCCAAGAGGACUUUCUUCGUCAAUAACUUUGAUGCCUUGAGGCCCAUUAAAGAUGACAUCAUCACGGACAUCUGUUCUCAAGACGCUUGCAAAGACAUACCAGGGGACCUCCUCUUCUUGAUUGACUGCUCUGGGAGCAUCUAUCCACAAGACUACGACAAAAUGAAGGACUUCAUGAAAUCUGUGAUCGGCAGGUCCGUCAUCGGGCAGAACGAAAUGCACGUAGGUGUCAUGCAGUUCAGCCAAGUCCAACAGCUCGCGUUCCCUCUUAACCGCUACUACACCAAAGAAGACAUGUCGAGAGCCAUCGACGGUAUGCAGCAGAUCGGCGGAGGCACGCUCACGGGUAAAGCCCUCACAGAAGUGUCGGAGUACUUUGAUGCAAGCAGAGGAGGGCGUCCUGGUUUGAGGCAGAGGCUGGUAGUGAUCACAGACGGCGAGGCCCAAGACCAAGUCAAAGCCCCCGCCGAGGCUCUGAGGGCCAAGGGAGUGGUGGUGUACGCCAUCGGAGUGGUGGACGCCAACACCACCCAGCUGCUGGAGAUCAGCGGUUCACCCAACAGGAUGUAUGCUGAGAGGGACUUUGAUGCUCUGAAGGACUUGGAGAGCCAAGUGGCCCUGGAGCUCUGUGAUCCAGAGAGAGAGUGCAAGAAGACAGAGAAAGCUGACAUUAUUUUCCUGGUGGAUGGCUCCACGAGCAUAACACUGCCCAAGUUCAGGAACAUGCAGAAGUUCAUGUCAGCAAUGGUGAACCAAACCACAGUUGGAAAGGACCUGACCCGCUUUGGGGUCAUUCUCUACUCCAACGACGCCAACUCUAUCUUUACUUUAAAAUCAUACACCUCCAAACGGGAGGUUCUUAAUGCAAUAUCAGCACUGAAGUCCCCGUUUGGAGACACCUACACUGGCAAAGCUCUGGCGUACUCUAUUGAGUACUUUAACGCUGAACAUGGUGGCCGGGCGGCUCUUCAGGUACCACAGAUCCUCAUGGUGAUCACAGACGGUGACGCUACCGACCGCAACAGUCUGGUUGCACCGUCCUUGGUGCUGCGAGACCAAGGCAUCAGCGUCUUCAGUAUCGGAGUUGAAGGAGCCAACAGGACGCAGCUGGAGAUCAUGGCUGGCCAAGACACCUCCAGAGUUUUCUAUGUGGAUAAUUUUGAUGCUCUGGAAACUCUGCACAAGAACAUUUCUAAUGUCCUCUGCAAUUCCACCAAACCAGUUUGUGAAAAGCAGCAGGCUGACCUGGUCUUCCUUGUCGAUCAGUCCGGCAGCAUCGGCUCAGCGGACUACGCCACCAUGAAGAAGUUCACCACAGACCUAGUGAACAGCUUCAAAGUCAGUGAAAAUUUAGUGCGUGUCGGACUUGCCCAGUUCAGCAGCGAUUUCCAAAAUGAGUUUUACCUCAACCAGUUCUACAGCGAGCAAGCCGUGAACAAGCACAUCAUGGACAUGGUGCAGAGCGGCGGAGGAACCAAAAUCGGACUGGCCCUGGACGCCAUCAGGGAGCAUUUUGAGGCGUCACGGGGCGGCCGAAGAUCUGCCGGCAUCUCUCAGAAUCUGGUGCUGAUCACAGACGGCGAGUCGCAGGAUGACGUGGAGGACCCCGCCGACCGUCUCAGGGCUCUGGGGAUCGAGGUGUUUGUCAUCGGAAUCGGAGACGUCCACGAUCUGCAGCUCCUGCAGAUCACCGGCACCCCGGAGAAGCUGUUCACCGUGCAGAACUUCGGCAGCUUGGACAAGAUCAAACAAAAGGUGGUCGACACGAUCUGCAAAUCUAAACCCAUCAGAGAUCCCAGCGACUGCAGCAUUGAUAUCGCCAUCGGAUUCGAUAUUUCUCGAAGAACCGGAGCUCCGGGUGAGAUGCUGAUCAGCGGACACACCAAACUCCAGAGCUUCCUGCCAGAGAUCGCCCAUUACCUUUCCUCCGUACAAGGCCUGUGCUGCACAGGUACCACACCUGUCCGGCCCAACAUCGCCUUCCGGGUGGUGGGUCGCGAUGGACGUCCUCUUUACGACUUCAGCUUUGAGGGCUACAGCCAGGAUGUGGUGAACAAGGUCACGACCUUGAGUUUGACAGAACCAACUUACUUCAACACCGCCAUGCUGAAAUCCUUCGGGGAGAAGUUCAAGGCAGAGUCCAACGCCGGCGUGAAGGUGCUGAUCAUCUUCUCUGACGGACUCGAUGAAGACGUGAUGACGCUGGAGUCUGAAUCAGAGCUGCUGCGACAGUCCGGGGUCAGCGCUCUGCUGACGGUGGCUCUGGAGGGGGUCCGUGACCCCGCGCAGCUGCAGAUGGUGGAGUUCGGCCGAGGAUUCGGCUACAAGCUUCCUCUCAGCAUCGGCAUGCCGAGCGUCGGCAGCACCAUCCUCAAACAGAUCGACUCGGUGUCGGAUCGCGAGUGCUGCGGCGUCAUGUGCAAAUGUUCGGGACACGAGGGCGUCCGUGGCUCUCGGGGCCCCCCGGGGUCAAAGGGCGUGUCCGGACAGAAGGGUUUCCCCGGGUUCCCCGGAGAGGAGGGCGUCGCUGGCGAGCGAGGACGUCCGGGACCGAGCGGACCUCAGGGGGUCCAGGGUUGUCCUGGACUCAGAGGACCGAAGGGUUACCGUGGCGGCCGAGGAAACAGGGGCGAAGAAGGAGACGACGGGCUGGACGGAGUUAACGGAGAACAGGGAGUGAGGGGAAAAGAUGGAGCGAAAGGACUGAGAGGAGACCCAGGAAACCCAGGUAUCCCAGGUAUCAGAGGGGAGGCGGGGCUGAGAGGACAGCGAGGACUGAGAGGAGAUCCGGGUGAACCAGGAGCUGAUAACACCACGCCGGGAGCUAAAGGAGAGCCCGGGAACGCUGGUUUGCCGGGAGCACCUGGACAGGACGGGCGGCCAGGUGAGAGCGGAGUCCUUGGAAACCCGGGUCCAGAUGGAAGAAGAGGGGCGCCCGGUGGGAAGGGUGUAACUGGAGGGCCAGGAGAUCCAGGACUCCAAGGCAGUCCAGGUGCUUCAGGUCCACAGGGCCCCAGAGGGGUCAGAGGUCAACCUGGACCCAGAGGAAUCCCUGGCCUUCCUGGACCUCAGGGUGGACCGGGACUGGCUGGAAACCCGGGAGCAGCCGGACGCCGCGGAGCAAACGGGCAGAAGGGUCAACCAGGAGAUCCAGGUGUUAAAGGUGUUCCAGGACCACAAGGAGCCAGAGGGAUGCCCGGUCAGGACGGCAGAGAUGGUUACGGACCUCCAGGAUCUAAAGGUGCAAAGGGAGAUCCUGGUUUCCCUGGUUACCCCGGUCUACCGGGUGAGGAUGGCCUGCAGGGACCCAGAGGACAUCCAGGACGUAAAGGGAACCGAGGACGCGGCGGGAACUCAGGCAGGCCGGGAGAACCAGGCAGGCCUGGAGAGCAAGGAUACUCAGGACACAGGGGUCCCAGAGGUCUUCCUGGACAUAAAGGCAUGACUGAGUGUCAGCUGAUCACCUACAUCAGAGACAACUGUGCGUGCUCCAUUGAUCGAUCCGAGUGUCCAGCUUACCCCACAGAGCUGGUGUUCGGUCUGGACAUGUCCUCGGAUGUGACCCCUGCAGCCUUCGAGAGGCAGCGCACCGCCCUCCUCUCCCUGCUGGACGACAUCGCCAUCGCCGAGAGCAACUGUCCGACGGGCGCUCGCGUCGCCGUGGUGGGUUACGGCGCCAACACCAAGCACCUGAUCCGCUUCCAGGACUAUCGCCGCAAGAGACAGCUGAUCGAAUCAGUGAAGAGCAUCGCCCUGGAGAGGACGUCCCAACAGCGCAACCUCGGCGCCGCCAUGCGCUUCGUCGGUCAGCACAUCUUCAAACGCAUCCGAGCUGGAGUAAUGAUGAGGAAGGUGGCCGUCUUCUUCUCUAACGGCCCCGCAGCGGAUGUUAACGACAUUGUUACGGCCAUGAUGGAGUACCAGGCCCUCAACAUCGUCCCGGCAGUCGUCUCUCUGAGGAACGCUCCGGCUAUCAGUCGAGCGAUGGAGGCGGACGACUCGGGACGCUCCGUCUUCACAGUGCUGGGGAGGGACACGGCUGCUGACCUGAGGAAGGUCAAGACCUGUGCGAUCUGUUACGACCCCUGCAAACGCUCGGAGCAGUGCGCCUUCAUCCAGGAGCCGGUGCCACCUCAGGACGUGGAUGUGGACCUGGUGAUGGUGAUGGACAGCUCCAGGGAGAUGCAGGCCGAUGAGUACGCCGGCGCUCAGCAGCUGCUGGGCUCCGUGGUGGAGCAGCUGGCCGUGAGCUCGCAGCCCCGCAGGGCCGGUACCCAGGCCCGGGUGGCUGUAGUCCAGCAGAGCGGCACCCGCGCUCCAAAGGUGGAGUUCGGACUGGGCACCUACCAGAACAGCAACCUGAUGAGGAGGCACCUGAUCCAGAACAUGACGCAGCAGGGCGGCUCCUCGGCGCUGGGACAGACGCUGGAGUUCACCCUGAAGGAGGUGCUCCUGAAGGCCAGCCAGCCCCGGAGGAAAAGGGCGGUGCUGACCGUGGUGGGCACCAAGACGGCCUACGAGGACCGGGCCAAGCUGAGCUACAUCUCCCAGAGGGCCAAGUGUGAGGGCGUGGCGUUGUUCGUGGUGACGGUCGGCGAUCGUUACGACCGGGCUCAGGUGGACGAGCUGGCCAGUCAGCCUGUCGUGCAGCACCUGAUCCACAUGAGCAGACUGAAGGCUGACGAGCAGGGCUACGCUCAGCGCUUCUUCAGGGUCUUCCUCACCGCCCUCAACAAGGGAAUGAACACGUAUCCUCCCCCUUCCUUAAAACGCACGUGUGACCGGCUCAAAGAACAAAAUGGAGAACAAAUAUUCACAAACAGGUAACUCAAACUGUGGAAUUACACGCAACCACGAAGACAAACACAUUCAGACCGACAGCCGGGAAAAGUCUUUCUGGGCCAGUUAAAUGUCUGUGUUCUGCUUUCAGCUCAGUGUCAGCUGGAUGCUGAUACUGGUGUCCAGUGUGCGGACUUUGUCCAACAGUGGUUCUUUGACACAAACAUCGGUGCAUGCUCUCCCUUCUGGUAUGGCGGUUGCGGCGGCAACGCCAACCGCUUUAACACGGAAAACGAAUGUUUCCGGACAUGUGGCGCUCAUAAUCCAGACAUCCUGCCCACACCGGAGCUGGUCAACUUCGCCUCUAAAGACAGCUGUUUCCUCGGCCAGGAUCAGGGCGGCUGCUCCAACUACACCAUGAUGUGGUUCUUUGACACCGAACAACGAGAAUGUUCUCGCUUCUGGUACGGCGGCUGCGGCGGAAACGCAAACCGCUUCAAGACUCAAGAGGAGUGUGAGAACCUCUGUCUGACAAAAAGUCGGUGAGGAGGACGUCUCGGAUCGGUUGGACAGAAAAAAAUCGCCGCUGUGCAGCAACCGUGUGACAGCAGAACCUUUAGAAAACAUGCAUCUUCAAGGAAAAACACCAGAGACUCGCUAUGAAGGAUUUCAGAGCCUUUUCCCACAGCUGAGGUUGUUUGGGACAAUUUAACUGCUAACUAGUUUCUGCUAAAACACUUCAGGGAAUGUUUCAGCUGCUCCAAAACUCUGCAGCUGGCGAUUAAAAGGAUUUUGGGUUAUUUUUCACAAUAAAAGGUGUUUUUUUUUCCUUCAACAUGCAUGUUUUGUUUACCUAGUUGUUUUUUUUUAAACCUUCAACAUUUUGCAAUAGAAAACUGAACUGCAGGACACUGUUACCACAUUUUACAGGUUACUUUAGUUUUUCGUCACGUCAGGUGCUAGUUCUACGAAGCGGGUUGAUGUUUGUUCUGACUCAAAAUGAAUGUUUGAAGGAAUCACAUCAGAAAUGACAAACAUUAAAGUGAAACUCUGCA